AGCUGACGAGAUGUUACGUCAGUUAGUCGGUAGCCGUUGCCAUUGGACGCAUGAUGUGAUUACCUAGCGCCUGUUACUACAGAAUUCUAAACUCGUGUUUUUUCAUUCUAAAUUUCAAGCGUUUUACUAAAAUAUGUCUAACGUCAACGAAUACUACAGAGCGGUCCUUCAGUUAGUGAAGGAAGCAGGCUCGAUCGUAAGGGAAAAGAUUAACCAACCUCAGGAUCCGAUGACGAAAUCCUGCGAUGUCGAUCUUGUCACUGAAUGGGAUCAAAAGGUCGAAAAAUUGUUAAUCGACGGAAUAUCUUCCAAAUUUCCUGAUCACAAAUUCAUUGGCGAAGAAGGAAGCUCGCUUGGGAAUAAAGUCGAAUUAACUGACGCACCGACAUGGAUCAUCGAUCCCAUCGAUGGCACGAUGAACUUCGUGCACGGUCUGCCGCUCACAUGCAUAUCGAUCGCAUUGUUAAUUAACAAGGUCCCCGAAAUUGGAAUUGUUUAUAAUCCUAUCUUGGAACAACUCUUCACCGCCUGCAGGGGCCAGGGAGCGUUUCUCAAUGGAGCCCCUAUUCGUGUUUCUGGAGAGAAGGAAUUGCGGAAGGCUUUAGUAAUGAUGGAAAUGGGCACAAGCAGAGAUCCAGAGAAAAUGAAGAUUGUAUUAGAGAACGCUAGUAUCCUUACUCCACAAGUUCAUGGAAUACGAAGUUUGGGAUCUGCAGCUUUGAACAUGUGCAUGGUAGCUCGUGGUGGAGCAGAUAUUUCUUUUGAAUAUGGUAUUCAUGCUUGGGAUAUUGCAGCUGGUGAUAUUAUUGUGAGAGAAGCUGGUGGCGUGUGCAUAGAUCCAGCUGGUGGUCCAUUUGAUGUGAUGAGCAGAAGAGUAUUAUGUGCGUCAACAAUGGAGUUGGCUCAAGAAUUAGCUAAAAUUCUAGUUCAGUAUUAUCCUGAGCGCGAUUGAAACUCUUGAGAUAUCAAGAAAAUUAAUUUCAAAUAUCUGCGUCAAUUGUGUACGUGUUUAAUGUACAUAAGAUUUGUAAUUCCUUUUUCUCUCGACUGUACAACGCAGAUUCGACAUUUUCGUUGAUCUUGCAAGCAUUUAAGGUUUACAGAUUAAAACAAAGGUUCAAAAAAAUGUGUCUGUUUAUUAGCUUCGUACAUUUAUGUCAUAUUUAUUUAAAUGUAAAUUGAAUAUUACAUCCACAUUGACGAUGAGUUAAAUGUUUAACAUUACUGUAUAUUGAAAGAGAGGCAUACGAAUGCAAAUGUAAUAUGUCCUUUAUUGAAAUAUAAUGUGAAAUAAAUU
Megachile rotundata (alfalfa leafcutting bee) is the source of this 1297-nucleotide messenger RNA. Its product is annotated as inositol monophosphatase 1. The record is from RefSeq and is a predicted model, not a curated record. Gene Ontology annotation, biological process: inositol metabolic process; signal transduction; phosphatidylinositol phosphate biosynthetic process. Lineage: Eukaryota; Metazoa; Arthropoda; Insecta; Hymenoptera; Megachilidae. Gene Ontology annotation, molecular function: inositol monophosphate 1-phosphatase activity.